AUAGGAGCGUGGGCCAGCUGGACGUGGUUUUCUCACUUCAUAUCUUCAGGACAGCAGUGCUCGGCCGACCUUCCUUGCCGCUUGACUGCGGCUAGAACGAGACCCCGGUCAGCGUACAUCGUGAAGUGGGUUAGCUGCGCGGUUGUAACUUGCUCUGUCUUCACAUUCCCUCGCCAGCGUUCAAGACACCUCACGGGUCUUAUGUAGAGCAUCCGUGAGUCUCAUAUAAUUACUUUGCUCUAUAUCAAUCUUGUGCCCUUGUCUCUUCGUUCCCCGUCCCUAUCGAUCCGGAUUUUGCUUUUUCUCUUCACUGAGAUCCUAGUUGAGCCGCCCUCCGGCGAAUAUCGUCCAAGAUGAGGCUUACACGGGCUGGUUCGGCCCUGCCGCUCGCCGGCCUCCUAUCCCUUGCCUUGGCCGCACCAUCUCAGCCAGCUACAAUGGGCAAUUAUGUCUGGUAUGGCUGUCAGACAGAGGCUACUGGUGCCCGCGCUCUGACCGCCUUCUUCUACGCCGAUGAUGCCAUGACAUUGAGCUCGUGCCAAAAAUUCUGCAGUGGUAAAGGGACAACCUAUUUCGGCGCCGAAUAUGGCCGCGAAUGCUUCUGCGGCAAUUCCUUCUCAAAGGGAUCCGUCAGAGCUCCUGCAUCUGACUGCAGCAUGCCUUGUGCUGGCGACGCAACACUGGCCUGUGGAAAUGGCGAUCGUCUGUCUGUCUAUGCCGUCAAUGGCACCAAUCCCCAAUCUGCUGCUCCGACAACCACUACUACGGCUCUUGCUGUUCCAGCAGCUACUUUCCCGGCCGGAUGGACUUCCCAGGGUUGCUGGCAGGAUGGACCCAAUGGCCGUAUCAUGCCUACAUACCAGGCACAAGACAGUGAUACACUAACCCCCCAGAGCUGCGCUGCGCUUUGUAACGGCAUGGGUUACACCAUCUCAGGAACUGAAUACUUCAAGCAGUGCUUCUGCAGCAACGCCAUCUACAAUGGAGGCGUCAAGAGCACCGAUGAUAGCAAAUGCAACACUCCCUGCAGCGGAGAUAGCUCAGUCAACUGUGGUGGUCCAGGUUACCUGACCAUCUAUUCCAAGGGAACGCCUACAACUUUCCAGCCACCCGUCCCGCAAAGAAGUGGUUUAAACGGAACCUGGACGUACCAAGGUUGCUACAGUGAUAACGUCAACAACAAGCGUGCUCUCCCGUGGCAACUCAACCAGCCCGGCGUUAUGACGGCCACCACUUGCUUGUACCAGUGUGCGAAAUUUGGAUAUGCUGCUGCUGGACUUGAAUACGGCCAGGAGUGCUACUGUGGUGACCCAGGAGAUAUGACCAACGCAGGAUCUACGAAGCAGGCUGAGGGCGACUGCAACAUUGUCUGCGCUGGAAACGCGUCGUCUAUCUGCGGUGGUGGCUCUAGACUCAGCACGUACUUCUGGACCGGAUCAAAGCCUCUCUAUGUCUUCGGCUACCCUCAGGGCAACAAUGCGGGUACCUACUCGAAUCUAGUUGGCGGUGUCGUCACUCCUCUGAUGACAAUGCAGUCGGUCACUGGUAAGGUCACAUUCCUCGAGAAAUGGGGAACCGGCCCCCCCAACAGCACUGGAGCUUAUGAGCUCGAUCUCAGCCAAACCGACAACUUCUCUCGUGCCUGGAGGACUAUGCACCUCAAGACUGAUGUGUUCUGCUCUGCCGGUGUCAUUCUCCCUGAUAAGGCUGGUCGACAGCUGACUGUCGGUGGAUGGUCUCUUGACUCGACCUACGGUGUCCGUCUCUACACACCUGAUGGCUCACCAGGCGUUCCAGGAAAGAACGACUGGGAAGAGAACGUGAAUGUCCUCAAGCUCCAAAGAGGUCGAUGGUACCCUUCUGCUAUGGUCAUGACUAACGGAUCCGUCCUAGUCAUUGGUGGUGAGAUUGGCUCCAACGAUAGGGCCGAGCCUACUCUUGAGCUUUUACCCAACGCUGGUCCCUACAAGUACCUGGACUGGUUAGCCCGUACUGACCCUAACAACUUGUAUCCCUUCCUCGCUGUUCUCCCUGGUGGUGGCAUCUUCGUCGGCUAUUGGAACGAGGCCAGGAUUCUCGACGAGGUGACUUUCGAGACUACCAAGGUCUUGCCUAACAUGCCUGGAUCUGUGAUCAACCCCCUAUCUGGCCGUACCUAUCCUCUUGAGGGUGCCUCUGUGUUGCUGCCUCAGAUCGCCCCUUAUACUGACCCUCUCGGAAUCCUCAUGUGCGGUGGAUCUACCGAAGGCGGUGGUGAGGCUCUCGAUAACUGCGUCAGCCUCUAUCCCGAAGCUGCCAACCCCACCUGGACUCUGGAGCGCAUGCCUUCCAAGCGUGUUAUGCCCUGCAUGGCUCCUCUCCCUGACGGCACAUAUCUGAUCGCCAACGGCGCCAAGCAGGGUGUUGCCGGAUUUGGCCUCGCCGACGACCCCAACUACAACGCCGUCCUCUAUGACCCGUUCAAACCCGUCAACCAGCGCAUGUCUAUCAUGGCCAACACCUCUGUCGCCCGCCUCUACCACAGCGAGGCCAUCACUCUCCUCGACGGCCGUGUCCUCAUCACCGGCUCUGACCCUCAGGACGGCAAACAUCCCCAGGAGAUCCGCGUCGAAGUAUUCACGCCACCAUACCUGUACAGCAGCAAGCCCCGUCCGUCAUUCACCGUCGCCAACAAGGACUGGACAUACGGCCAGACCAUCUCCGUCACCCUUGGCGCUGCUGCUGCAGGCAAUAUGCAGGCCUCGCUCCUCGGUUCCGUGUCCAGCACCCACGGCAACUCGAUGGGUGCCCGCACCCUGAUGCCUGCGGUCUCGUGCAACGGAAGGACGUGCACGGUGACGGCCCCCCCGAACAAGUACAUCUGCCCGCCGGGUUGGUACCAGUUCUACAUCCUGCAGGACGGCAUCCCAGCCGUCGGUGUGUACGUCCGUAUCGGUGGCGACCCGGGCAGGAUCGGCAACUGGCCCCCUGGAAACGACUUCACCCGCCCUGGUAUUUGAGGGACCUUUCCCCUGUCUCUUUGCCAGUUAUUUUUCACGGCC
Molecule: messenger RNA, 3041 nt
Organism: Xylaria bambusicola
Lineage: Eukaryota; Fungi; Ascomycota; Sordariomycetes; Xylariales; Xylariaceae
Product: WSC domain-containing protein
Exons: 2
Coding region: 354-2999 (881 amino acids)
Source: RefSeq, a predicted model, not a curated record